Messenger RNA from Bactrocera dorsalis (oriental fruit fly), 1008 nucleotides. RefSeq lists its product as uncharacterized. NCBI's taxonomy places the organism in Eukaryota, Metazoa, Arthropoda, Insecta, Diptera, Tephritidae. The record is from RefSeq and is a predicted model, not a curated record. The coding region runs from base 90 to 701 and encodes 203 amino acids. The transcript has 3 exons.
UGCUAUCAGAAAUAAAACAAGAAGAUAAUCGCUAGCAGAUUUGAAUAUUCAGUUUAUAUUUCUGUGUGUUGUUAGACGGUUGAGAAAAAAUGGGAAAACAUAAGAAUAGAACGCAAAAUACGAUCAUAAUUGAAUUUAUGGAAAAAAAUCCAGAUAUCUUAAGAGGGUUUACGAAACACAAUAAACCGACAAUAGAAUCGUUAUGGCAGGAAUCGCUUAAUGCUUCAGGUCCUCCACACAAAGAUGUAAACGGGUGGAAAAAGGUUAUAACUGAGUGGAAGAGCGAAAUCAAAAGAAAAUUAGCUCACAACAAAAUUGAGAGUCGAGCAACAGGAUGUGGCCCAUUUUCUAAAUAUCAGCUCACUCCAACCGAAGAAACUAUUUUGCGUCUUUGUGGCAUUUCUCAAACUAUAGAAGGCAUACCAGGUGUUGCUCUUGGCACCCAACCCGUCAAUGAAAAUUUAAAUAUUACAAUUGCAGGGGUGAAUGUAGAUUUGUCUUCCUCAUCGUCAGAGCAACAAAAUAUAAACUCAAGUUAUAAUGCAUCCAAUAGACAACAAGAUGCCGACGAUAUACCCUCCACGUCACAAGGGCAACCCGAAAUAAAUGCUAGCGUACCUAGAAGGCAAAAAUUCGAGAGUACAGCAGAUCGCUUAAAAAGAUUUUUAGAUGAGGAAGAUAAAAAAAUUGAGAUAUAUUGAAAAAAUUUCAUCAGAUAAUAGAACUGCAAUCUAAAAAUGCUAGCAGCUUGAGGCGUAUAUACCAAGCAAUAAAGAAUAAUAAUAAUUUUUGGUCACAUGUCAAUAAAUUAGAGCUUAAAACUAAUAUGAGGGUUUCGUCAUCUUCACGUGAGAACAGGCUAUUUCCAGAGAUGCUGCUAAAAGUUGGCAAUGGAGAAUUAACCCAAAGUGAGGGAAGGAUUAACCUAGAAAACCUAUGUGUUUUGAUAGACAACAUCCAAGAGUUAGUCAACAAUGUCUAUCCUGACAUUGAUAACAAAAGUUAUAA